Molecule: messenger RNA, 1011 nt
Organism: Anopheles marshallii
Lineage: Eukaryota; Metazoa; Arthropoda; Insecta; Diptera; Culicidae
Gene: Taldo
Product: probable transaldolase
Exons: 3
Coding region: 1-1011 (336 amino acids)
Biological process (GO): carbohydrate metabolic process; pentose-phosphate shunt; pentose-phosphate shunt, non-oxidative branch
Cellular component (GO): intracellular anatomical structure; cytoplasm
Molecular function (GO): transaldolase activity
Source: RefSeq, a predicted model, not a curated record
AUGAGCAGUGCUGAGCCGCAGACGAAGAAAACGAAAAUGGCUUCAAGUUUGGAACAACUGAAACAGCUCACCACGAUCGUGGCCGACACCGGUGACUUCGAGGCGAUGAAAACGUACAAGCCCACCGAUGCGACGACGAAUCCGUCGCUGAUUUUGUCCGCGGCCGGCAUGGAACAGUAUCAGCAUCUGAUCGAUAAAGCCAUCAAGCAUGGACAAAAGGCGGGAACCUCAAUGGAGGAGAAGGUUUCCGAAGCUGCGGACAUGCUGUUCGUGCUGUUUGGCUGCGAAAUUCUGAAGCUGGUACCGGGUCGUGUAUCGACCGAGAUUGAUGCACGGCUUUCCUUCAACAAGGAAGCCUCCAUUGCAAAGGCACUGAAGCUGAUCGCACUGUACGAAGAGCUCGGUGUAAAGCGUGAUCGGGUGCUGAUCAAGUUGGCCUCCACCUGGGAGGGUAUACAGGCGGCGAGCGUACUGGAGAAGGAGCACAACAUUCACUGCAACCUGACACUGCUGUUCUCGUUUGCCCAGGCCGUUGCCUGUGCGGAAGCGGGCGUCACAUUGAUUUCUCCGUUCGUGGGCCGCAUACUGGACUGGUACGUGUCCAACACCGACCAGAAAGCGUUUGAGCCCGAGCAGGACCCGGGCGUCGUCUCGGUGACAAAGAUCUACAAUUACUACAAGAAGUUCGGAUACAAAACCGUCGUGAUGGGUGCUUCGUUCCGGAAUGUGGGCGAAAUUAUGGCACUGGCUGGGUGCGAUCUGCUCACGAUUAGCCCGAAACUGCUGGGCGAUCUGGAGAAGAGUGCCGAACCAGUCAAACCCUAUCUCGACGCGGACAAAGCCAAAUCGGUGGCGCUGGAAAAGAUCCACAUGGAUGAGGCAACGUUCCGUUGGAUGUUGAAUGAGGAUCAAAUGUCUACCGAUAAGCUGUCGGACGGUAUUCGUAAGUUUGCUGCCGAUGGUCGCAAGCUGGAAACGAUGCUGCGCGGCUUAUUGCAGGCUGCUGAGUGA